Messenger RNA from Diabrotica balteata, 1835 nucleotides. Lineage: Eukaryota; Metazoa; Arthropoda; Insecta; Coleoptera; Chrysomelidae. The record is from the annotation of a GenBank genome assembly.
UAGUAUUAAAAUGAUUCUGGUGCGUACGAUCAUUUUGCUGUCUUUGACUUCACUUUUUGCUACUUUUAACCUUGGGGUUGAAGGUACGGUGUGUGUGGAUCAGUAUGAUCCGAAAGCAGAUAAUACGGGUGUUUGCCAAAAGGGUCUAAACCAUGGAGAAGCAGUACAAAACGUAGAAAUGGACCAGUCGAUUGUGCAGACCGCGGAAGGAAAAUUAAGGGGAUGCAUUAGACAUACUCUUGAUGGUGAAGAGUUUUACGGUUUCCUUGGAAUUCCUUACAUCAAACCAGCUUUAGGAGACCUACGAUUUAAGGCUCCGCAACCUCCAGAACCUUGGAUCGGCAUUAGAGAUGCUACAAAAGUGGGCAGUCCAGUUUUUCACAAAGAAACUUUUACCAAAUCUUUUCUUGGCAGCGAGGAUGGGGUCAAUCUUAAUGUUUAUACUAAAAAGCCCAUCCCACAAGGUUCAAAACUUAACCCUGUUAUGGUUUUCAUUCAUGGAGGUGGCUACCAUGAAGGACGUAAUGGUCCUGACACCUUAGGACCUGAGUAUCUUCUCACUGAAGACGUUGUUUUGGUUGUCAUCAACUACAGAUUAGGUAUUCUUGGAUUUUUGUCACUUGAAGAUCCUUCCUUACAAAUCUACGGAAACGCUGGACUUAAAGACCAACUUGCAGCACUCAAAUGGGUCAAACGAAAUAUUAAAAACUUUGGUGGUGAUCCUGAUAAUGUUACGAUUUUUGGACAAAGUGCUGGAGCUGCUUCUGUUGAGUAUUUAGUAGCUUCUCCUGCAGCUAAAGGAUUUUUCCAUAGGGCAAUUUUCCAAAGCGGUUCAGUCGGUAGCUUCUGGGCUCCUGGACAAAGAUUUGCAAAGAGUCUUUUGCAAUUUUUGGGGAAAGGUAGCCUAUCUGACAAAGAAGCUUUACAAUAUUUCAAAAGUUUAUCUGCUAGAGAAUUGUAUGACGUUAUGGAUAAUUUCACAAAGAGCAUUCCAUCACGAACGUUAGGGCUUCUCGGUCCGAUAGAAGAAAUACCAAAUGAUACAGCGUUUAUUACUAAACACCCUUUGCAGCAUAUACUAACUGGAGAUUAUAACAAAGUUCCUAUAAUGAUGGGCUAUACUUCUAACGAGGUGAUAUGUCUCAGCUCCGAAAUUAUGGCAGACCAAGGCAAAUCUUUCGUAGACAAUUUCGAUAUAGAAUUCAUCUUGAAUGCCAUGGUAGGAAUUGAAAAAGGCAGCGAGACAUCCAAGAAGUACAUACAGCGGAUAAAAGAGACUUACAAGAUGCCAAAUGGUGAAAUCAACAAGUAUUUAGUAUUAUCAGAUCUCUUCUUUAUAACAGGUACAGUUGGUUGUGCCAAACAUCAUGCAGCUACGUCUGAUAAACCAGUUUAUUUGUACAGAAUGUCUUUAGAUGCUGGCCUUAACAUAUUUAAACGAUUGGCCAAGCUUGAUUUGCCAGGUGUAAGCCAUAUUGACGAUCUUGGAUACUUAUUUAAAAACGCAGCCUUCCCUUCACCAAAGAACGGUACCAUUGAGGAGAUUUCUGUAAGAAGAUUUGUAAAACUAUGGACCAACUUUGCAAAAUAUGGAAAUCCCACACCAAACGAAAGUGAUGUUGGACUUAUAUGGAAACCGUUGGAACCCAAGCAGGAUUAUCUUUUUGAUAUAGAUAGAAAACUUUCUUUAUUGACAGAAAUAGAACCCGAAAGAAUGAAGUUAUGGCGUGAGAUUUAUCAGUUAAAUCCUUUAACAAAAAAUUUGUUGUAAAUUUAGUUGUUUGUGCUUUACUAUUAUUUUUGAAGUUUAUUAAAGUAUUUGUUCAGUUGCCACU